Messenger RNA from Paraglomus brasilianum, 909 nucleotides. The record is from the annotation of a GenBank genome assembly. Lineage: Eukaryota; Fungi; Glomeromycota; Glomeromycetes; Paraglomerales; Paraglomeraceae.
AUGUUUUCUGUUUCUCGCCAGUUUGCGUCCCAUGCGCUACAACAUUGUGCCGUUUGGUACUUCAGAAAAGAGUCGGCCCACUUAGUAAUACGAAAAUACCUUUCCACUAGUGAUGGUACUAUAACACAAGAAGACAAACAGGACCAUAAGGUUAAUCUCAAUAAAUCUAGAGUCUUACUCAAUGAAUUGACACAGUGGACGAAUGAAUUUAACGGGAUGGAAGCAACUAAUAAAACAGUAUCCGUGUUAAGAGACCAUCAGACGGAGGCUUAUAAUUAUUUAGGGCAGAUUUAUAAGGAGUAUAUACAAGACUUGGAGAAGGAGAUUGCACAACUUAUAAAAGCAUUAAAAGCAAGGGAUGAAUUAAUACAAGAUUUAGAAUCAGCGAAGAAACAAUAUAUAGAGUCAUUAGAAAAAAAUGACAACUUGUCUAAAAUGUUGACAUGCGAGUUGAAUAAACAUGCAGAAAAAGUUAAGCACAUACAGGAAACGGCAAGAUUUUUCAGACUUGGAAGAAUUCGCAAUGUUAGAUCGGCUUUGGAAUAUGUUAGCAGACGGAUUCUUUUGAAGGAUGGUAAGCCUUUCGAAUCAGCCGAACCAGUUGGUAUUGCGCUACAGCGAUUGCUUGAACAAGAAGAGUUCAAAAUAAAAUUGCGUUGGCUAUGCGAAACUUAUUGCAUACAUACAAAAGUAGUAAAAAAUUGUCUUGGUGGGCUUUAUCGUAUUUCAUGUAAAGGAAAGCAUGGUCACGGGCGUAAUAUCUUGGUUUAUGCAAAAUAUUGGAGAAAAGAGGAGCUGUUGGCCUUGGGUGCUAUAUUUGAAUAUUUUAAUAUUAGAUUUACUUAUUGGAACAAGGAGGGAAAGGAGACGAGCUUUCCAUAUGUAGAAAAAUGCAGAUAUCAUCGUUAA